GUAGCGGUAUACACAGCGCACAUUCGUUUUCUGACAGUCAGUAGUUAGUAGGCUGUUACGAUGUGACAAACACCUGUGGGUUCUGGCAACAAAUCGAAUAAGAUAUUACUGAUAACAAUGUGAUAAUUAAUCGUGUAAGAUGUGAUAGAUCAAAUGCAUUUUCAAUUAUUGCUUUAUCGAUGACUUCAUCCCGUUUACGUCAUUUAUUGGAGAGCAGUAUUAUACAAGACGGAUUAAAUGACAGCGCUAAACGGUGGGGGUGUUUACAUUACAGUUAUGAGCUGAAAAAUAUGUUCAUUGUAUUUCCAGCUGUGUCUUGGACAUUUGUGCGACGUCAUUCGUAUCUCUGCAACAGCAAUAAUCUAAAAAUGAUACCAAAUACCGACUCAGUUCUUUAUCAUCAAUGCCACGUGUUUAUCUUGAACGUAUUUAUUGAGUUGAAUAUAACCUAACCUGAUCCUAAAAUCGAAAUACAUAAUUCAUUUGAAUGAAACAACUAAUUGAUUUGAAUAAGACCGAAUAAUAAUCGUUCAAACAAAUAAACUUUGAAGCACUGCGAGAGAACUACUUGUAUAUUCGCAGCUCUGCUGUGAUACGUAAGAUCUGUGACAAUUUCUUUUAUGUUUGAGAAAUCAGUUUCUUUUGAGCGCAAAGAUGACAAAUCUAUCCCAUGUGAUGACUUUGGCGAACAGUGUGAUAGGCGUCAGUGUUUUGGCAAUGCCGUUCUGCUUCAAACAAUGCGGUAUAGUUUUGUCGAUACUGAUGCUACUAGUCAGCAGCAUUCUAUCAAAAUUUGCGUGUCACUUUUUGGUCAAGUCAGCUGUGAUGUCUCGUAGACGUAAUUUUGAGUUUCUUGCCUUUCAUGCAUUUGGACGUGCAGGAAAAUUUCUGGCAGAGCUAUUUAUCAUUGGGUUCCUCAUGGGGACUUGCAUUGCAUUUUUUGUUGUUGUUGGAGAUCUUGGACCUGAAAUUAUAGGGAAAAUGACUGACCAAACUCCUGCAGACAUCCGCACUAGUCUCCUUGUCUUGAUAGGUGGCUUUGUGAUCUUGCCACUUGGGCUGUUAAGAAAUGUUGAUAGUCUGUCUAGCAUUUGUACAGCUACUAUUGGAUUUUAUCUAUGUCUUGUUUUAAAGGUAAUGAUGGAAUCAAUGGCUCAUAUAUUUGCCACAGAUUGGUAUGACAAAGUAUUUUUUUGGCGUCCUUCGGGUAUUCUACAAUGUUUACCGAUAUUCUCAAUGGCGUUAUUCUGUCAGACUCAAUUAUUUGAAAUUUAUGAAACGAUUCCAAAUGUUUCUCUUGAUAAAAUGAACCGAGUCGUAGAUGUAGCUCUGAAUAUCUGCACAGUUGUUUAUGUCUGUGUGGGAUUCUUUGGGUACAUUGCAUUCUGUAAUGUACCAUUUACAGGAAAUAUCCUGAUGAGUUUUGAACCGAGUUUGUCAUCAGACGUAAUAAAAAUAGGCUUUGUUCUAUCAGUUGCAUUCAGUUUUCCUUUGGUAAUUUUUCCAUGUCGAGCAAGUCUAUAUUCGCUUUUGUUUCGUUGGGCUCAUUCACACGAGACGACAAGCAAUUACAUUCCUGAAAGUCAAUUCAAAGGGCUUACCUUUGUUAUAGUUGGAGUAUCUUUAAUUACUGGAAUCCUAAUACCAAAUAUUGAGUUUGUAUUAGGAUUGGUUGGAUCCACAAUAGGUGUAAUGAUUUGCCUUAUGUUUCCUGCGGCAUUCUUUAUUUCAAUAAGCAGCAAAAAUACUUCUGAAAGACUACUAGCCCAGACAAUCCUCUUCAUAGGAGUUUGGAUAAUCAUCUUAGGGACGUAUGCCAAUCUCUAUGCCAUGGAGGAAUCGGCUAAUGCAAAGCUCACUGUCAUUACAGGAGACUCAAUUCACCAAUUGAACAACAUUCCCAUAGAUUUGUCAAACGAGAAGAGUGCCCAGAUGUUACCCCCGCUACCAAAAUUAGACACUCUUCCAGAGAUCAAAGUAGAUGCAAAUUUCAAGCCUGUCUUAGUAAAUGAGAUUGAUGUACCAGAGAAAGUCCCGAAAGAUGACGUCCGUCAAGAACCGCCAAUUCCAGUUGAACGAGCAGUAGUGACUGAGAAAGUCAUUGCCGUAACUUCAAAUCCUAAGGAUUUUGCUCCUAUAAUAAAAGAGAUAGUUGAGGAAAUCAAAAAGUUAGAUAAGAACAAGCUAGAAAAUUCUUCGCAUAAAGAUGAACUGGAACUCAAAAUUAAGAAGGAUGAAAAAGAUAGUAGAGAGCCACUGAUAGUUUUGAAUGCUGAUGAAAAGGUCAAAGAGUUAGAAGUAGAAGAGAAAAAGAUUCAGAACAAAAAUGACAUUUUAAUAAAUUCAGAUGCAAUUAAAAAGGAAGAGUCAGAGUUGGCGGCAGCCAGAGUUUUUGAUGAUCGUGAAGAAGAGCUGCGAAAAACUCUACAGCAGCAUAAAAUAGAUCAGCAACAGAUGUUGGAAGAAGUAAUUAAAAUAAGUAAUAAUUUCAAACAAGAAAGAGAAAAAGAAAAAAAAGAAAAACUGGCCAGUAAAACCAUUGAAAACAAGGUUUUAGAACGAGACAACAGAGACUAUGACCCAAUUAAUAAGCCACUUGAUGUAGCAGCCAACAAUUUAAGCAACAAACUCGUUGCAAAGGCUGAACCCAUGCCGGUACUAGAUAUCCUGACUGAAGACAAAUUAUCAAAGAUAGUGGAAGGUCGAGUGAAAAACGUUGAAAUUAAUGAUGAGACAGCCGGAAACAAAGUCGAUCUGAAGACACCAGAGGAUCCAGGCUUGUUUCAAGUAGAUCAAAAGCAAACCAUGAUAAAAUCCCGUGGUCCGAUUCUCAGUGCAUUAGUUAAAAAAAUUCCAAAGUCUAGCCAUAUUAACGACAUUCCGGUACAUGUGAAUCAUGCCCAAAUCAAUGCCUCAAAUGAUCUAACAAAAAUUGAUAAUAAUAACAAUACCCAUAACAUAAAUAAUAAAAAUAUAAGUAACAAGGUACCAGUUCCUAUCGCCUUGGUAAUGAGUGAAAAGACAAAAAAAGGCGGAUCGAACGAAGAAACGGCAAAAUUGGAUGAAAGUGGUAAAGCAGCAAAACUUGGACUUGGCAGAGAUAUACUAGCGAAUGCAGAAAGAAAAAAGAGAGAGAUAAGUGGUGGAGAAAUGCUUAAUGAUUAUCAGGAAUCUGCUAAUAGAUUAGCUUUGAUGGCACCAAGUAGAAUAGGAAAACUCGUAGAAGUAGAUUCGCUUAAUGAUCAUGAGUGCAGUAAAACAGAUAAAUCUCUUAUGGAAACUGGUGAGAAAAAUGAAACUGCCGAGUUGAUAUCAAAAAAGGGGAAAGUUACCACAGAGAAACUGCUGAUUAAAACCAAUUCUUAUCUAUCGGAUCAGAGUCUCAUUGACCAAAAUACUUUAGAUAGUAGUCUAAAUUUGAAGAACAAGUUUGUGGACGCUAAUCAGAGGGACCUAAAGCCUGUUGGUUCCAACAACGAAAAAAAGUAAGUAAUAAUACAUGACAAGACGAAAUAAGACUGCCGUGUAUGAGUUUGAUUACUCUUUUCACACAUCAAGUUUUUGCACUAUAUUUUUGAAGUAGGCUUCCAAAUAAAAAUUUCAUAGGUCACGGACAGCUUAUAAUUUGGUGAAAAUAACGUUUCGUCAUUAGUAAAAUCCAACGAAAUUCUGCGGGAAAGCAAAAUUUUACUUUAUUUACGAUAAUAUAUAUUUGUGCAUAUUUACCUUUUAUUUAUUUUAUUUAAUCGAUUGUAAUAACAAUAAAAGUAACAAUAUUUGUAGAUCAUAUACAUGUAUGUUAAAUGGUUCAUGGGAAUUUUGUACAGCCGAUUUACUUGAGAAUGUAGAUUCAUUUCUCCAUAUUGAAGCUAUAACUUGAAAAGCUUGGUGAAAUAAGUACACGGUACAUGAGUAGCUUAUUUCUCGUUUAAUUACGCGGCAUUUAAAGUACUCGAUCAUUAUAAAAUAAUCAUCAUAAUUCUUUAAAAAGUUUAUAAUCUAAAUAUCGAGAUCCUGCUGAGAAACUCUGAAUCCCAGUGUAAGCCUAGUGACCAGACGUUGAGGUAACGGAUAGCUUAUUCAAAAAUUUUUAAAGAACUUGCACGGCAGAUAUGUAUUAAAGAAUGUUAUUCAUAUCAAAGGUGAUGAAAGAUAUUCAAUGUUUUGUUUAAUAAUUCAGUAAACGAUACUUUACCGUCCAACUUGUGUUGAAGUUCUCUAUUUUUCCAAAUAUCUAUUUUUGAAACGUUAUCUGCUAGAAGCACUAUUAUAUGGAAAAAUUGUGCCACACAUUGCUUUAACUUGUUCGUAAAUCCCAAAAAAUACGAAGCCUCCCAACGUGAACCCAAACACUCUAGGAGCAAAGCCAGCGAACAGCCUGUAAAAAAUGUAUCAUAUGAAAUAUAUCUGUUGUAUUUAAUAA
Athalia rosae (coleseed sawfly) is the source of this 4423-nucleotide messenger RNA. RefSeq names its product putative sodium-coupled neutral amino acid transporter 10. Lineage: Eukaryota; Metazoa; Arthropoda; Insecta; Hymenoptera; Athaliidae. The coding region runs from base 655 to 3489 and encodes 944 amino acids. The record is from RefSeq and is a predicted model, not a curated record. The transcript has 6 exons. Gene Ontology annotation, molecular function: amino acid transmembrane transporter activity. Gene Ontology annotation, biological process: amino acid transmembrane transport.